AUGAGCCUGAGUCCAAGUCUUGAUGAUUAUUGGAUCACUGCUGCUUUAGGACAACCGGAGCUACGACCCGUAGGAAUUCCAUUAUCUCCUGGCUGUUUUCAAGCCACGGAUGCUGACCGAGAGAGAUAUACUAGUUUAAUUCGUGGUCGAGUCGACUCGUUGCUACGAGAUGAAGCUCGCUACAAGGAACGACGUGAACGCAAUGAAGACUUUUUACAUGCUGGAGAGUGGAAACAAGUGAAGAAGGAGAAAGACUUGACCUUCUAUCGACGUUUUCAAAGAGGUCGAUCGUUGCGUGAAUUGGCACUUGAAGAAGAGCUUCCAGAAAUUCAACGAGCAGUGGAACGAGGAUACACGAGUAUGAUAUGCGACGGUUUCGUGAACGGAACCAUUGAGGACAUGCUGUACGGAAUGACCGCUUCUUCACAAGACGAUUUAUUGACGGGAUUCUCGUACAAGGAUCCACCCAAAGAUUGUGUCUGGCUGGGCUCCGUGGAAACCGCUACUCCCGCUACUCCAUUUCACACCGCUGAUUUGAUCUGGGCACUACCAAAGUUGCCACCAAUGCUUGACCAAGUCGACGUGUGCUAUCUCAAAGGUACAGGUCAGGAAGUUGAUGCAAAUGGAGAGCGCUACGGCUACUUAGUGCUGCAUGGGGUGCACAUUGCACAAUGUCCUGCAUUUGCAGCACAUGGGAUUUCUCGAGCCAAAAUGUACUUUGCUUGUUUGUUUCGAGAACCCCAGCCUGGAGUGUUAAAGGUGACAGUACGUGGCAUCUUUGACCUUAGCAAAAAGGUGAGAAUGUUGAAGGGACUAGUAUCGGCUGCUACGACGUCGAUCAUGAUUGGACUUCUUAAUGGUGUAGGUAUUGGAGAGGCCAAGAAACUUACUCUACUGGCACGUCGCAACCGUAGCAGGCUUCGGGACCUUUUUAAUACUCCUAGACAAUCCAUGUGCUACAUGUGCUGCAAACGUGCAUCAUUUCUCGGUCGCACUAAUUUGUUCGGGACCCACUUGACGACAUGCUACGUAUGUGGAUGCACCGUUUGCUCACAAUGUACUCGUGGUAUGAAGCGGCGAGUCUUUCUGGGUACUAAGUAUCCGUGCUCCAAAGUCGACUGUUGUCCCCGUUGCGUUCGUGAGGCUGCGACUACGAUCCAUGUGUGUCCUGCAGAUCCUGAAUAUCAAAUAGUCGCAGAGUUCUACCUCAAUCUCAAUCAGUCUUCAGCAUCAAAGUUACCAGAGAUUUUGCAAAACAACGGAAUGAAAACUAAUGCAUCAACAGGUAUACCAACGGCCUCCACGACGAAUAGAAGCUUGGGAGAGUAUCAGCUCGAAUUCGAAGACGACUCGUUCUCAAUUUCUCUAAGUUUGCCUGAACUUCGCCAAAGUUCCGAGGGGGAUGUGAGCAACGCCGAUAUGGUUGACAUUGAGCCGGGCUCUGGUCUUGAAGCGGAGGCUGGGUCGUUUGAAAGCUCGAUCUCAAUCUGGGGAGGAAGCAGACAUCGAAUCAGUUUUGAUGAUGACGAUUUCGUUCCAACACUUUCUUCAGAUACGAUGUACUCGGACAGAUUAAACGCGAAUGCUGGACUUGCAGAGAAGGUGGAGCAGAGACUACUUGAAUUGAAUAUCAAAGCCGAGUACACUUACGCACAGACACAAGAAACAAUGAUGAUCAUGCAACAGGGUGAACGAAGGUAA
This is a messenger RNA of Peronospora farinosa, 1701 nucleotides long. The record is from the annotation of a GenBank genome assembly. Lineage: Eukaryota; Oomycota; Peronosporomycetes; Peronosporales; Peronosporaceae.